AGGCAGAUUGUGAACUGAUUCGAACGGAUGAGGGAAGCUCUAAUUUGAACGGAUGGGGGAUGCUCUGAUUUGAACGGAUGGGGGAUGCAAAGUUCAUGUUGUCAUGGAUCACAGCCAUUACAUCGGUGGUGGUCCAAAUGGUGGGAAUGCAGAUAUGUUUCAGAAUUGUAAGGAAGGGCAGCACAGGUGACAUGUCCAACAUUCCCUUCCUCUCCUACUUCAUCUGUGCAUGUAUCUGGCUACGGUAUGGCCUCCUCACCCACAUCCCGGCCGUGGUCCUGGUCAACCUUACUGCCGCCCUCCUACAGUUCUCCUACAUGACAGUCUUCUAUCUCUACUGUCUACAGAGAACACAUCUCUAUCGCCAGUACAUGAUUGGCUGCUCUACGCUGUUUGGAAUAUUAGCAUAUAUCAAGUAUUUUGUGCCGGAUGAAGCCACGGCAAAGGAUCACUUGGGUUUACUAGGCUGCCUAUUUACUGUCAUUGGCUACGGUGCACCCCUAGCCACCCUGGCUGAUGUUUUGCAAACAAAGAGCACAGAGUCUAUGUCUUUCCUGAUGUGCUUUGCCAAUCUGGUUGUUGCCUUUGAAUGGGGGUGGUAUGGAUAUCUACUUAAAGACGCUUACAUUGGAGUACCAAACAUCUUUGGUAUUAUACUGGGAGCGUUACAAAUGUACCUGUUUAUCAAAUUCCCAUCAUCCAAAACUCGGUCUACUUCUAAGGCGCUUUUGGCAUGAUGGACAGUUAUAUCUCCACGUUGCCUUAACUGUAAAUUUAUUCUCCCGAAAAUUUUAUUUUUUAAGACGGAGUAAAAAUAUUUUCAUUAGUGCGAUGAUGUUCAAGACAUUAAUGGAUGUCUUCAGAAACACGGGCCAUUGCAUGUACGUGCAGAUGACAAAAAUGUCAUUCUCACCUAUAUGGUUAAUACGAUUUAGUUAUAUUCAGGGACCACUUUCAGAAAACUUCAUUAGUGAUAUUUCUCCUACCUUUUUUCCUGUUUAGGUUAUAUUGCCAUAAGGCGACAUCAUUCUCGCGAACAGGGACGAAAAAUUGAUGUAUGUGAAGUUGUGUGAAAGAAGCACCAGAUUACUGAGAGUACAGAUGUUAUGAAAAUGUUGUUCAUUGAUUUUAUCUCGACAUUCCUAUGAUACUAGAUACAAAGGACACAUCUUGGAUAAUCAAACAAUAAUUAUAUCAAGUGCUGUUCUCAUUUGUCAUUCUGUAUUAAUACGUGCAUUAUGUUCACAUAGCUCUUCCAUAACUCCAUCAACACUCAUUUGAUUCAUCCUAAACCAUUUUCUCACCUUCCAUAUCGUUGCUGCAAUAAUGUCAUGUGUUGUUCUGUCACGCAGUAAUUAUACUGAUGUGUGUUGUUCUGUCACGCAGUAAUCAUACUGAUAUUGGGAUUAUCGCUGCGUGAGAUUGUGUUUGUGUGCUGUUCCAUCACUAAGUAAUCAUACUGAUGUGUGUUGUUCCGUCACGCAGUAAUCAUACUGAUGUGUGUUGUUCCGUCACGCAGUAAUCAUACUGAUAUUGGGAUUAUGACUGCGUGAGAUUGUGUUCGUGUGUUGUUCUGUCACGCAGUAAUCAUACUGAUAUUGGGAUUAUGACUGCGUGAGAUUGUGUUUGUGUGUUGUUCUGUCACGCAGUAAUCAUACUGAUAUUGGGAUUAUGACUGUGUGAGAUUGUGUUUGUGUGUUGUUCUGUCACGCAGUAAUCAUACUGAUAUUGGGAUUAUGACUGCGUGAGAUUGUGUUUGUGUGUUGUUCUGUCACGCAGUAAUCAUACUGAUAUUGGGAUUAUGACUGUGUGAGAUUGUGUUUGUGUGUUGUUCUGUCACGUAGUAAUCAUACUGAUAUUGGGAUUAUGACUG
Liolophura sinensis is the source of this 1873-nucleotide messenger RNA. Its product is annotated as sugar transporter SWEET1-like. Gene Ontology annotation, biological process: carbohydrate transport. NCBI's taxonomy places the organism in Eukaryota, Metazoa, Mollusca, Polyplacophora, Chitonida, Chitonidae. The record is from RefSeq and is a predicted model, not a curated record. The transcript has 6 exons. Gene Ontology annotation, cellular component: membrane. Gene Ontology annotation, molecular function: sugar transmembrane transporter activity. Bases 78 to 737 code for a protein of 219 amino acids.